Erpetoichthys calabaricus (reedfish) is the source of this 2756-nucleotide messenger RNA. Its product is annotated as arf-GAP with coiled-coil, ANK repeat and PH domain-containing protein 2-like. The transcript is spliced from 24 exons. The coding region runs from base 251 to 2704 and encodes 817 amino acids. NCBI's taxonomy places the organism in Eukaryota, Metazoa, Chordata, Cladistia, Polypteriformes, Polypteridae. The record is from RefSeq and is a predicted model, not a curated record. Gene Ontology annotation, molecular function: GTPase activator activity; protein binding. Gene Ontology annotation, cellular component: cytoplasm.
CGUCAGGUUGUCUCCUUGGUCGAGCAUAGGGAAGCAGCUCACGACGCGCACAGCGUUGCGAUGACCGGACUCAGUGUUACGAUUUUAAUUUAAUUAGUUGCAUUCCAUUCUUUUUUAUGGACUGACUUUUAUUCAUUCCAAGCGUACAGUUUUAGGAAUAUAAUAGCAUUCUUUUUUUCCCUCGAGAACACCUUCGUUCGACAUUCAGCUGUUCUUUUUCCUUGUCUUUUUUUUUUAAAUAAUUAAUAAAAUGAAGGUGAUGGUAGAUUUCGAGGAGUGCCUUAAGGACUCCCCCAGAUUCAGGGCAACAAUAGAAGAAGUGGAAGGAGAUGUCUCUGAGUUGGAAUCCAAAUUGGAUAAGCUGGUAAAGUUGUCUAUUGGAAUGAUUGAUGCUGGAAAGGCAUACAACACAGCAAGCAAGCAGUUUGUAAAUGGAAUCCGUGAACUGGCACAACAGUCUUCCAAGGAUCAGGUUAUUGAAGAAAGCCUUAUGAAGUUUGCUGAAAAUUUACAGGAGAUGAUAAACUACCAUACAAUCCUGUUUGACCAAGCACAGAGAUCGAUUAAAUCUCAGCUUCAGACAUUUGUGAAAGAAGACCUGAGAAAGUUCAAAGAUGCCAAAAAACAGUUUGACAAAGUUAGUGAAGAGAAGGAAACCGCCUUGGUGAAGAAUGCACAAGCACCUCGGAACAAGCAACAUGAAGUUGAAGAAGCUACCAGUGUCUUGACUGCAACUCGCAAAUGUUUCAGACACAUUGCCUUGGACUACGUGCUUCAGAUUAAUGUCCUGCAGUCCAAGAGGCGCUCAGAAAUCUUAAAGUCGAUGCUGUCCUUCAUGAAUGCACAGCUCAACUUUUUCCAUCAGGGUUACAACCUUUUCAGUCAGUUACAGCCUGUCAUGAAAGAGCUGGGAGGCCAACUGGACCAGUUGGUGGUUGAUGCAGCAAAGGAGAAAAGAGAUAUGGAACAAAAGCACUCAACGAUCCAACAGAAGGACUUCUCAACGGAUGAUACCAAGCUGGAAUACAAUGUGGAUGCAGAAAAUGGAAUUGCCAUGGAAGGAUACCUUUUUAAAAGAGCCAGCAAUGCAUUCAAAACAUGGAACAGGCGCUGGUUCUCCAUUCAGAACAACCAGUUAGUAUACCAAAAGAAAUUCAAGGAUAAUCCAACAGUGGUAGUGGAAGAUCUGCGUCUCUGCACAGUGAAACAUUGUGAAGAUAUUGAACGCCGCUUCUGCUUUGAAGUUGUAUCUCCAACAAAGAGCUGCAUGAUGCAGGCUGAUACAGAAAAGCUGAGGCAGGCCUGGAUAAAGGCUGUCCAGACUAGCAUUGUGACUGCUUUUCGAGAGAAAGGAGAGGAUUCUGAGAAGCUAGACAGGAAAUCCUCCACAUCUACAGGCAGCCUAGAUUCUGGCAGCGAUCCCAAGGAGAGAGUUGUUAAAGGAGAAAACAUACUACAGCGCAUUCAGAGCAUUGCUGGGAAUGGCAUGUGUUGUGACUGUGGCAUGGCUGAUCCCCGCUGGGCUAGCAUCAAUCUGGGCAUCACACUGUGCAUUGAAUGCUCUGGGAUACACAGGAGCUUAGGAGUGCAUUUUUCAAAAGUGCGGUCUCUUACUUUAGACUCCUGGGAACCUGAAUUACUAAGGCUGAUGUGUGAAUUGGGAAAUGAUGUUAUAAACAGGAUAUAUGAAGCUCGACUGGAAGAGAUAGGUGCUAAAAAGCCACAGCCAGGUGAUCCCAGGCAGGACAUCGAGGCUUACAUCAGAGCAAAGUAUGUGGAAAGAAGGUUCGUCCGGAAGCCCAGCCCAGCAGAGCAAAGGCUGAAGAUCAUAUCAUUGAAAAAUGAGGAGAAGAGACUUAGUGGUAGCUUGGAAUAUCUUCCACCACGCCCACCACCACCAACACCUAAGCAGAGGCCAUCUUCUAACAUUUCAGCAGCUGCAGUCUGCAGUGACGAGGCCCGCCGGGAGUCUCUCUUCUGUCCCGAUGAGCUUGAUUCGCUCUUCUCCUACUUUGACACCUCUUCAAAGCUACGCAGUAUAAAGAGUGCUGACAAUGGUAUUCAGAAGAGUACAAAUUCAAAUCAAGAGGUGCCAGUCUCCCCACCGACUGCAAAUAAUUUGAAUGAAUCUGAGUCUAGGAGCAACUCUGCUGUCUUCCCUGAAUUGAAAGAGUACACUCCUGGUCUACAGCUGUACUGUGCUGCAUAUGCAUGCAAGCUGCCAGAAAUGGCUGAGGCAUUGGCUUAUGGUGCAGAUGUCAACUGGGUCAACGUAGAAGAUGACAACAGAACCCCACUAAUUCAGGCUGUACAUGGGGGCUCACUGGUUACAUGCGAGUUUCUACUUCAGAAUGGUGGUAAUGUGAACAGUCAAGAUGUGUUUAAGAGGGGACCUCUGCACCAUGCUGCCAUUCUCGGACACACAGGGCAAGUGUGUCUCUUCCUUAAAAGAGGAGCCAGCCAGAAUGCCCUUGACAUUGAUAACAGAAGCCCUUUGUCUAUAGCUGUGGAGGCUGCCAAUGCAGAUAUAGUAACAUUGUUGCGUUUGGCGAAGAUGAACGAUGAGAUGCGUGAAGCUGAAGGACUCUAUGGACAACCAGGUGAUGAAACAUACCAGGAUAUUUUCCGAGAUUUUUCCCAAAUGGCUUCCAAUGAACCAGAAAAACUUAAUCGUCUCCAGCUGUCAGAUUCACCGAGGCUGUGAAGCUUGCACUUCUUAUAUGCGUUUUCUUAACCUUAAUGACACGUGGCCCAUC